AUGAACGACCAAACGUUGAAUCAUAUCCUGAAUCAUUUUUCUGCCAAGUUCGAGAAUGUUCGAAGCGAUCAAUCACCAGAUUUACUCCAAACACUGACUUUAUCGCAAUAUCAGAAGUUAGCCGAAAUCGACGUUCAAACUGUAGCGGGACUAAGCGAAGGAUUAGAAUCAUAUUUAAAGGACCAUUUGGAGAUUCUUAACCUCCAAUUGCAGUUAAAACAGAAGAAAUGUGCGCUUGCUGGAAAACUACAGACUUUAAAUACAAAAUUUGACAAAGCUAUCGAAGAAACGAAUGAACGGAGUGACCUUCUUAAGAAAGGAAAGAUCGAUUUUUUGAAUCCAGUGGCUCCCGCAGAUGAGCCAGUUUUUGCAGUUCCAACAGAAAUCAAAAAACAAAUUCCUGUGGAACCUACUUAUUCAACAGGAGUGAUGCGAGAAACUGUUUCUCAACGACCACAACCUGCAAUUGAUUCUGUCAUGAAGCCUCCGACGUACACAUCACUCUUAAUGUCGACAAGAAAGGAAAAGAAAGAAAACGUGCCGAAGACUGAGUCUUUCAGUUUGGAUGAUUCACUGCUGAACGGACAUGACAUAUCAAUGGUGAAUAUCUCCGACGAGAGAAGACGAUUACAAUUCGACGAACUAGACGAUGAUAAGGAAGAGACCCCAGCCAGGAAUAAAGCCAGCCGAUCCGCGCCAACAAAAACUCCAUCAAGAACUCCUGCGCGACCAGCGACGGAACGGAAACCACUCGAUUUGUACUCUCUACCACCUCCACCAGUCUUUACGUCAAGUUCCGGACGGGUCUUCAACCAGAACCGUGAUUAA
This is a messenger RNA of Caenorhabditis briggsae, 828 nucleotides long. The record is from RefSeq and is a predicted model, not a curated record. NCBI's taxonomy places the organism in Eukaryota, Metazoa, Nematoda, Chromadorea, Rhabditida, Rhabditidae. The coding region runs from base 1 to 828 and encodes 275 amino acids. The transcript has 4 exons.